Messenger RNA from Botrytis fragariae, 708 nucleotides. RefSeq lists its product as uncharacterized. NCBI's taxonomy places the organism in Eukaryota, Fungi, Ascomycota, Leotiomycetes, Helotiales, Sclerotiniaceae. The transcript has 2 exons. The coding region runs from base 1 to 708 and encodes 235 amino acids. The record is from RefSeq and is a predicted model, not a curated record.
AUGCCAUCGAAAUGCCCAAAGUGUGAUCACAGCACUUGCAGAUGUUGCAAGACAUGUAAACACAGGCCUUCGACAUGUACAUGUAAACCCAAAAAGUCCCCUUCAGAAGGACGCGGUUCCGAUUCCGACAAAUCAAAGACAUCUAGCAAGUCAAAGACAUCUGGUAAAUCAGCAGAUACAACAGAUUCGCAGAAAACACGCCAGUCUGGUGUAUCCGAACUCACAGGAUUGACCAAUACCAUCAGUGAGGAUCUUAAUCUCUCAGUAGAGUCCUUACAAGUUCUUGUGGAGAACGAAACAAUCAAUAAGAGAGAGAACUAUAUCUUUACAAAUACAGAUAAGAAAAAAUGGUCCUCUACAAUGAGACGCGAGUAUGACACUUAUCACCAACUUGGUGCUGAACGUAUUCAAGGCAAAAGAGACUUUGAUAGAUGGUAUAAAGAUAAAUGUCGGAACAAUCCUACCGAAGAAAAUGAUAGAGAGCUCCAAAAGCGUGCUAUCAAAUGGGCCGAGAAGGCAUUAUCAGAAAUGGAAGGACGGGUUCAAUUCAUGGCCAACUAUCGACAAGCAUAUGAAGGCAUACAGGGAUAUGAGAGACAUCUUAUAGAAGCACAAAAUGUGGCCAAUAGUGCUAGAAAUGCUAUUACGCAUGCAAGACAAGCCAAAGAUAAUUUCACGAGAUUGAGAGCGAGUUCUUCCGCAGCUUAA